Molecule: messenger RNA, 2397 nt
Organism: Callorhinchus milii (elephant shark)
Lineage: Eukaryota; Metazoa; Chordata; Chondrichthyes; Chimaeriformes; Callorhinchidae
Product: palmitoyl-protein thioesterase ABHD10, mitochondrial
Exons: 5
Coding region: 2-919 (305 amino acids)
Biological process (GO): protein depalmitoylation
Cellular component (GO): mitochondrion
Molecular function (GO): palmitoyl-(protein) hydrolase activity; hydrolase activity, hydrolyzing O-glycosyl compounds
Source: RefSeq, a predicted model, not a curated record
CAUGACGGCACUGCCGGGUUGCCAGGCGCCUGCUCGCUGUUCGCUUGUCAUGGCCGCUGCUCUUCGCCGUCUCUCGCUGCUGCCGGGAGAGCGGGACACGGUUUGGCGCUUGUUGUGGGGUCGGGCUGUGCCUCAGCUCGUGGGGUGUAGGAAUAAAUCCUCAGUCCAGUACCUAGUUCGUCCAGAUCUACCUAAAUUGGCAUAUAAGAGGAUAAAAGGCAAGAGCCCUGGAAUUAUUUUCUUGCCAGGCUUUGCAUCAACUAUGAAUGCAGAAAAGGCACUGGAACUGGAGGACUUUUCCAAAUCACUCGGGCACUCUUUUAUAAGGUUUGAUUAUACUGGCUGUGGUGCGUCCGAAGGCGUCUUCAGUGAGUGCACAAUAGGUCAAUGGAAGAAGGACGUUCUGGCUGUGAUUGAUGAACUUGCAGAAGAUCCACAAAUUCUUGUGGGUUCCAGUAUGGGUGGAUGGCUCAUGCUCCUCGCCGCAAUAGUACGUCCUGAGAAGACAGCGGCUCUUGUUGGCAUAGCUACAGGAGCUGAUUAUUUUGUAACUGCUUUUAACCAGCUUCCUCUAGAGAUGAGGAAAAGAAUUGAAGAGACAGGCGAAUGGUUUAUGCCAACAAAGCAGAAGGAAUCAGAAUUUUUCAAGAUACCAUUCCAAUUCCUUAAGGAAGCUGAAAAUCAUUGUGUGUUGCGUAGCCCCAUUCCAAUAACAUGUCCUGUGAGGCUUAUCCAUGGUUUGAAGGAUGAGGAUAUUCCCUGGCAGAUUUCUUUGCAAGUGGCUGACAAUGUUCUUAGCGCAGAUGUAGAUGUAAUCCUUCGCAAACAUGGGCAGCACCGAAUGAAAGGAAAGGAUGAUCUCAAAUUAAUAGUAUAUACAAUUGAUGAUCUGAUAGACAAACUUACAACACUUGGGUAAAUGCGCAUGAUUCCAAAUUCAUGCUGGACAUGUAUAUUACUUAUCAGUACACUGAAAAGAAAGAAAUUGUCUCCAUAGCCAAUUCCUGUAAUGUGAAUAACCUGUUCUGCAUUGACCCCUCCAAAAAACUUGCUUUUGAAAUGUUGGAGCAAAUAUUCUAUGGAUAAAAAACUUUUUCUAUGCUAUUACCAAGCAAGAAUAGAUGACAACAUUUUGGUAGAUAUUACAUGCAAUGCAGUACAUGACUGCGUGCAGUUUGAUCUGUAAACCUAGGGAAAUGCAUACAAUCUGAGUUUUAAAACAUCACUACAAAAUCUAUUACUGUGAAAUAAGAUGGUGGCUUUUCAGCAAGGGUUUCAGUAUUGCAUUUUGUUAUCACUGGUGUCUAAAGCACAGAACAACUAACUCCUGGUCGUCACAAGUAGGUAAGCCCAACUAGAGGAACUUCACUCUUGACACAGUCUGCUUCCAGAAUGCAGUUCUCACGGGUUGGAUUGAUGCAGUUCUCUUACCAGCAGAAGUCCAUAUUUGAAUGACUAUUUCAGGUGUGAAUGUUGUGCUUUAGUCCCCACUUAAGUAGACUACCUAAUUUUUCUAUAUGCCUUAAUGUGAGCCUAAUAAAUUCUGUCCGAGAAUGCUGCAUUUGCACAUAAUGUUGUAAAUGCUGCUAGCUUCAUUGAAACGAUCUUUUCCUGGUUUGUUCGGCAAGUACAAUUCAGUAUUACAAUUCUCUGUUUUCUUGUGAAUGUACUAGAUUUCAUUUUGAGAGUUCAUAUGGGAUUUUGUUUUACAGAUGUGCCAUGAGUCUCAAAAUUCUAAUGUUACAUAUGUUUUUACUAUAAUUUACUUUAUGUCAAAAUACUUAAUAAAAUUGUUAACCCCUGUGUACUGUGUAUUAUGCUGCUUUUGGAGGCCACCUGGAAAGCAUUUAUUAUCUUAUUAAUUUAUCUGUGGAUCUAAUUAAUGUACAUUAUUUUAAAGGUGAAAUGUCUCUUCAAAGAUUGUUAAAUCAAGGGCCAAGUGAAUUAAGGGAAUUUAAUUACCUAUUUAACAAUUAUUUUGUAGUAAGUCUGACCUUUUUCAGUGAAAUAAUUCUCUAGUGCAGCUAUAUAUGAGAACUUACACUAAGACUAUCCUUACUUAAGCAACCAGAAUUACACCAAAAUGUUGACCAUAUGAACACGCUUCCCAGGUUACCUGUACUUUCAAUGGGAAAGCUCAUAAUUAUUAUUUUGUUAACACCCAGCAUAAACUAAAGAGUCUGUCUUUAGUUUUAUAAAUCUUUUUAGGGGGUUGUUAUGUUCCAGGUUGCUACAAAUAGUAAACAAUCCAUUUGCAGUGUAUUCAAAAAAUCUAUGUUAAUUUGUUUAUAUCUGUGUGUAUGUUGAAACUUUGGAUGUGCCACUUUGUCACAGGUUUUCACCUUGGUGACUGACUUUCUACUGCUUUCACAAUUAAAAGAAAACUAUGAACUGCCA